AUGGGAAAGUUUUUAAUUAAAUUAGUUACGGCAAUGCUUGUUUGCACAAUCGCUGUUGCUGCUUCUGAAUGUAACGAAGGAUUCUACGGAAAUCAUUGUGAAUGUUCACUUGAAGAUUCUGAAUUGAAUUUAUUGAAUAAAAACUCGAAAUGUCGUCCAGAUAAACAAUCACUCGAAUGCAAUGGACGAGGAAAAUGUGUUUGUGGCGGCUGUCAUUGCGAACAUCGCCCCAAUCCUGAUGAAGUAGUCAGCGGACAGUUCUGUGAAUGUGACAACUUCUCUUGCGAUCGUCAUAAUGGCAUACUCUGUUCUAGUCAUGGAAUUUGUGAAUGUGGACUAUGUCGAUGCCACGAUGGAUGGACUGGAGAUGCUUGCGAAUGCAGCACAUCAGUUGAAGAUUGCACAGCACCAAAUGGAGAGAUUUGUUCUGGAUAUGGAUACUGCAAAUGUGGCGUAUGUGACUGUAAAAUCAAUAAGUUGGAAAACUAUGCCUACACUGGAAAAUAUUGUGAACACU
Messenger RNA from Clunio marinus, 517 nucleotides. The record is from the annotation of a GenBank genome assembly. Lineage: Eukaryota; Metazoa; Arthropoda; Insecta; Diptera; Chironomidae.